ACCAAUACAACAAGCAACGAUUACUGAACAACGCGCAAUCAAGAGCGCUUAUAAAAUGGAUAAAUCAACUCACCGAGUGAGGCCUACCAUCUAAGGAUUCAAUGCUCGUCAACUUUGCAAGACAAAUAUCUGGUAAAGAGCCUGGGAAAAACUGGGCUUCACGCUGGAUAAAGGCUCAUUCGGAUAAAAUGAUCUCUCGCUAUUCUUCAAGCCUCGAUUCGGAUAUGAAAAAGGCAGAUGCUUUUUUACAGCCUCGGAGUCAGGAUGGACCAAUAAUGAGCUCGGAUAUCGCUGGUUGGUGAAUGUUUUUGAUAAAGAGACAACAUCCCAAGCAAGCCGGGGAUGGCGCCUUCUUAUCCUCGAUAGGCAUGGAUCCCACGUUACAAUGAAGUUUAUUGAAUAUUGUGAUUCGAAUAGGAUAUUAUUGGCAAUAUUUCCGACACAUGCAUCGCAUACUUUACAGCCUCUUGAUGUCGCUAUUUUCUCGCCUCUUUCUAACGCUUAUACAAAGCAAUUGGACGAUUUUAUAAACGAUAGUCAAGGAUUUACUCGGCUCACCAAACGUGACUUUUUUCGGCUUUUUCGGGCUAGUUGGAAUGAGGUUUUUACAAGCAAGAAUAUCAACUCAGCGUUCAAGCACACCGGUCUAUAUUCUUUCAAUCCGGAGAUUGUUAUACAAAAAUUUAGCAAGAAAAUCGCGAGUCGGCCAUUGUCAAGUUUACCUUCAGAACAAGAUGGUGGAGCACUUUUUAUGAGCCCUACAAAAGUUCAGCAAGCUCGUGGUAUUAUUUCUCAAAAAAAUGACGAAGCCGUGCAGGAGCAGGCUCGUAAAGAUGAUAAAAAGCUUCGACAACAACUAGCAAAGCAAGCCAAAGAGGCUGAAAAGAUUGAAAGAGCUCGAAUCCAGCAAGAAAAACGUGAACAGCGCGAGCAAGAGGCUGCGGAAAAGCAACGCGUUAAGAACGAGCAAGAACUAGCUAAGCUCGCUUAUUUACAGGUUCAAAAAGACGUUAUAUCAACUCCCAAGGCCUCAAAACGGCCAACAAAAGCAAGUUUCCAUGCAAGCGCAGCCAAAAGCGCAUCCUGA
Messenger RNA from Talaromyces stipitatus ATCC 10500, 1087 nucleotides. RefSeq lists its product as uncharacterized. The record is from RefSeq and is a predicted model, not a curated record. Gene Ontology annotation, molecular function: nucleic acid binding. NCBI's taxonomy places the organism in Eukaryota, Fungi, Ascomycota, Eurotiomycetes, Eurotiales, Trichocomaceae. The transcript has 2 exons. Bases 386 to 1087 code for a protein of 233 amino acids.